GGCGCCGCGCAGCUGGGAGGCGGUUUCCUCCGCCAUCUUGCCGUUCCCUCCCUCCCUCAGUGUGGCCGGAUUGAAUGAGCGCGCCGUUUGCUCGUCCCGCGAAACGAGCGCCAUGUCGGGCACCCCGAGCCGCGCCGCCCCCGGCGGGACCCCGCUCUCCCCCGCCCGCAUCUCCCGGCUGCAAGAGAAGGAGGAGCUGCGGCAGCUCAAUGACCGCCUGGCCGUUUACAUCGACCGGGUGCGAGCGCUGGAGCUGGAGAACGACCGGUUACUGCUGAAGAUUUCCGAGAAGGAGGAGGUCAUCACCCGGGAGGUAGCGUGGGGAGCGGGGCCGCCGGGACCCGCCCGCCCUCCUUGGAGCCCGGCUGCUGGGGGCUUACCUGAGUGAGGGGCGGGGGCUCGC
This is a messenger RNA of Chrysemys picta bellii (western painted turtle), 403 nucleotides long. NCBI's taxonomy places the organism in Eukaryota, Metazoa, Chordata, Testudines, Emydidae. The record is from RefSeq and is a predicted model, not a curated record.